AUGAAUAAUUUUGAAGAAGGACCAGCAAAACUAAAACUUGGUAGUAUUAUUGGUAGAUUUGUACUAACUUCAAAAAUUGGUGAAGGUGCAUGUGGAGCUGUUUAUGGUUGUAAAGAAAUUGGUACUGGAAAACAAGCUGCUUUAAAAGCCGAAUUAUUAAGUGAUUAUGGAAAUGGAUUAAAAUUAGAAGUGCAAAUACUUAAAAGGCUUCAUGGUAAAGCACAUGUAGCUCAGGUAUUUUCAUGUGGAAAAAAUAAUAUAUAUUGUUAUAUGGUUAUAACAUUAUUAGGUAAAUCUUUAAGUCAAUAUAUGCAUCAAUAUAAACUUAAUUUUACAUUGUCAACAAUUAUUAGAGUUGCCAUUCAAACAUUAUUUGCAUUAAAACAAAUUCAUGAAAUUGGUAUUGUUCAUAGAGAUAUGAAACCAGCCAAUAUGGCUGUUGGAAGAAAUGGAAUACAUAAAAAAAUAAUUCAUGUCAUUGAUUUUGGAUUAUCAAGAGAUUUCACAAUUACUGAUGAAGAUGGAAAACUUAGAAUUCGAAGACCAAGAAAAAGAUGCCUUUUUAGAGGAACAGUAAAAUAUUGUAGCAUUAGAUCUUUAGAAAAAAAAGAACAAGGUAGAGGUGAUGAUCUUGUAUCAUUAUUUUAUAUUUGUAGUGAAUUUUAUCAACGAUUACCAUGGUCAAAAGCUCCUGAUAAAGAAACGGUUUUAAAUAUUAAAAAAAAGUUACCAGAUGAUGAAUUGUUUCCUAAUUGUACCGAAUUAGCACAACUUUUAAAAUAUGCGAAAAGUUUAAAUUAUGAAGAUAGACCAGACUAUUUGUUUAUGUUUACAAAACUAAGAGAUGCAAUGAAACGAGGUAACUACACAUAUUCUGAUCCCUAUGAUUGGGAAAUCUUUGAAAAAAAUCUUCUACAAAAACGAGUAGAAAGCCAAAAAAUAACUGCCCUAUCAGAAACACAAAGAAUAGAUGAUGUUUCAUUUAAUGGUGAUAAUAAAACAAAAAUGUUAUCUAUUAAUAAAUAUUUCGAGAAUCAUUUAUCACAAGAUAAAUUUGAAACAAAUGAAAUUGGAUUUUAA
Molecule: messenger RNA, 1080 nt
Organism: Strongyloides ratti
Lineage: Eukaryota; Metazoa; Nematoda; Chromadorea; Rhabditida; Strongyloididae
Product: Asator
Exons: 1
Coding region: 1-1080 (359 amino acids)
Biological process (GO): signal transduction; peptidyl-serine phosphorylation
Cellular component (GO): cytoplasm; nucleus
Molecular function (GO): protein serine/threonine kinase activity; ATP binding
Source: RefSeq, a predicted model, not a curated record